This is a messenger RNA of Iphiclides podalirius (scarce swallowtail), 606 nucleotides long. The record is from the annotation of a GenBank genome assembly. Lineage: Eukaryota; Metazoa; Arthropoda; Insecta; Lepidoptera; Papilionidae.
AUGAAUCCGGAAUACGACUAUCUCUUCAAGCUCCUCCUCAUCGGUGACUCGGGUGUGGGCAAGUCCUGCCUUUUACUCAGAUUUGCAGAUGACACAUACACAGAAAGCUAUAUCAGUACAAUUGGUGUAGACUUUAAAAUUAGAACAGUAGAGCUGGAUGGGAAGACAAUAAAGUUACAAAUAUGGGAUACAGCUGGACAAGAGAGGUUUAGGACCAUUACUUCAUCUUACUACAGAGGAGCACAUGGAAUCAUUAUAGUGUAUGACUGCACAGAUCAGGAUUCAUUCAGCAAUGUGAAACAGUGGCUGGAGGAAAUUGAUCGUUAUGCAUGUGACAAUGUGAACAAGCUUCUGGUUGGCAACAAGUGUGACCUUACCACUAAGAAGGUUGUCGACUACACCACAGCCAAUCAAUACGCCGAGCAGCUGGGCAUACCGUUUCUCGAGACGUCGGCGAAGAACUCGACAAACGUUGAGCAGGCGUUCAUGACGAUGGCGGCUGAGAUCAAGGCGCGCGUGGGCCCGCCCUCGGCCGGUGCGCCGCCCGGCGCGGCCGUCAAGAUCGACCAGGGCCGCCCCGUCGACACCGGGAAGUCCUCCUGCUGC